Messenger RNA from Pantherophis guttatus, 3938 nucleotides. NCBI's taxonomy places the organism in Eukaryota, Metazoa, Chordata, Lepidosauria, Squamata, Colubridae. The record is from RefSeq and is a predicted model, not a curated record.
AUUCCCUCCCUUCCUUAUUCUCCUUUCUACCCCCCUCCCUUCCUUCCCAUUUUCUCGCAUUUUCUCCUUUCUUUCUACCCCCCCUUCUCUUCCUUUCCCCCUCCUUCCUUCCUUCCCAUUCUCCCUUAUUCUCCUUUCUACCGGUCCUUUCUCUUCCCUUCCUUUCCCCCUCCUUCCUUCCUUCCCUUCCCUCCCUUCUUCUCCUUUCUACCCGUCCUUUCUCUUCCCUUCCUUUCCCCCUCCUUCCUUCCUUCCCAUUUCCUCCUUUCUUCUCCUUUCUACCCCCUCCUUCCUUCCCAUUUUCUCCCUUAUUCUCCUUUCUUUCUAUCCCUCCUUUCUCUUCCCUUCCCUUCCUUUCCCCUCCUUCCUUCCCAUUCUCCCUUAUUCUUUCUUUCUACCCCACCUUUCUUUUCCCUUCCUUUCCCCCUCCUUCCUUCCUUCCUUCCCAUUUCCUCCCUUCUUUUCUUAUUCUCCUUUCUACCCCCUCCCUCCCUUCCCAUUUCCUCCCUUAUUCUUUCUUUCUACCCCUUCCCUUUUCUCUUCCUUCCUCCCUCCCUCCCUCCAUCUCGCUGUCCAAAGCGACUCUAGGGGAGGUGCACUACAUUGUGCUCAAACACCACAAGUUCCUCCAGAUCACCCCGUCAUCCCUAAUUGACAGCAGCAGAUCACUUCCAAUCCCUAUUACGUUCUUCCCAUCAGAAUUAAACGAUGGGCGAAAUAUGCCUGCAACAGGAUCCGAGUGGAGUUCAGGAGUUCCAGAAGAUAGCUUUUCAAGUGAUGAUGGAGAGCAGGAUGAUGAAGUUGAUGAUACGCCUAAGACUCCAGAUACCAAAGUUAAAGAUGAAGAGGAAUCCAAAGAAACAGGAAACGCUGGAUGGGCUGAAGCCAUGGCCAAAGUGCUUAACAAAAAGGUUUCUAGUGAUAAGCCCACUAUCCUGUUGAAAAACAAGGAGCGGGAUGUAGAACGAAAAAAAGAAAAGCAAGAGAGAUUGGAGCAGAGGAAGAAGCUGAAUAAAAAGCGGGAAUGGGAAAUGAUGUGCCGAGUGAAACCAGAUGUUGUCAAAGACAGAGAAGUUGAGAGAAAUCUUCAGAGGAUUGCCACCAGGGGUGUAGUUCAGUUAUUCAAUGCGGUCCGGAAGCACCAAACCAAUGUGGAUGAGAAGAUAAAAGAAGCAGGCAGUUCUGAGAGGAAGCGAGCAAAAUUGAUCUCCUCGGUUUCCAAAAGAGACUUCAUCAGCGUCCUCCGAGGAAUGGAUGGAAAAGAAAUGGAACAAAACCCUGCUAGAAAGUCGUCAAACAGCCGUCAGAAUAAACCAAAAUCGGAAGACGCUCCAGCAUGGAGUAUAUUGCGAGACGAUUACAUGAUGGGAGCUUCAAUGAAAGACUGGGAUAAAGAAAGCGAAGAGGAGGACAAUGCUGGAGGAGACAGUGAUAUUAAGCAGGAGAUCGAAAGUGAUUCAGAUCGAUAAUAAUCAGAGUCAUCCAGAAAUCCAAGGGUAUUUUUGAUACUAUGUAGGGAUUGGGGCUUAAAGGACGCUGUUUUAUACAAAGACCGCUUUAAAGAACAUGAAAUUUCUUGAGUUGGGCAGCCAAUAAAUUUAACUAAAUAACAGUAACGAGUUCGCUAACUUCCUGUGGCAAUAUUGGGUCAAUUCAGCCAAUCAAAAUGCCAUUGCAUAGUUACGAUUAUUUGUAAGCUACCUGGAAUCCUAAACUCGAGGGGGUUGUACAUAUAUCUACAUGCUGUACCUUUGCAGUUAGGAAGAAGAUGGGUUUUGUAGUGGAAACUAGAUUGACGGCCCCAUUAGGCACCCAUCAUUAGAUCAGUCAUUUUACUUUGCAGGUUUAUUUGAGGUUUUACCGACUUAAUGUCUUUAUUUAUAUAUUGACUUAGUGAAAGCCUGAGAUCAUAAGAAGAUUUUGCUAAGAGUUGCUCUAUAAUGGCUCAGUCACACCUGCCUGGCACCAGUUAAAAGCAAAUUACUUCAAUUAGCUCAAUGAAGCAAGAGUAUUUCUUUCUUUCUUUUGUUUGUUUCUUACUUAGAAAACAGGUCAAAUAGACUACUUCUGUAAUAGGAGACGAGAUAUAUUUAUCCUUUUCCCUUAUUUAUAAAAGCAUCUGUUAAGUGCUGAUUUUCAUUCGAUUUAUUUCAAAUCUGAGAAACCCAGGGAGAAAACUUUCAUUUGUGGUGUCAGUGGAAAACAGAGGUUUUGAGGAAAUGUGCAAAUUUAGGAGAAUGAAUUCCAUGAUUCCUGCUGACUCAUUCCAUGGACUUAAGCAGCCAUUUGGCCUUUCAGAAGAAAAGUAUAACUAACAAAAAAGUUCUUUGUUAUAUAGGCUGCCUAUUUUGCCUUCUUUUCUGUGUAUACAAGUAUUCCUCUCCAGUUGUUAAGUGAGCCCAGUGUUCACAUGGCCCGGUUGCUGGAAACCAGAAAUAAAAAACAGUUUCCGGCAAAACUGUUGUAAACCAUGGUCAUGUGACCAUGAGGGCACUGCACACAGCUGUAAAUGUGGGCCAGUUGUUGUGCAACCAAAAUACAGUGUGACUACCAGUUGGGGCAACUUUAGAACUUUGAACAGUUCCUAAGCAAGCAGCUGUAAAUCAAGGGCUACUUGAAUAUACCUACAACUUGAAAGAAUAAUAUAUUGCUACAUCAAGAGCAAUAAUUGCUAUUGCUGAACUUAUGUUUUUUUAAUUAGUCCCUAAAAUUUGUCUUCUUAAUUCCCAUAAAUAUAACAUUACAAGUAAACAUAGUUAAUACUCCCCCUAAGCUGUGUCAGUAGAAUAUGGAAGUAGAUGCAGCCUUUCAAGUUUCAAUCCUAUAUUGUUGCCAUAUGAAUUAAUAUGUAUAGGCAGAGCAUAAUGUAUAAAUGAAAAAAAUGCAAGCAUUUGCUGUUCUUAAUGCAAAAUUCAUAUCUUGAGCAAACAGUUGUAAAGAACUGGACCCUAAUUCUGUCUUCUAUGAAAAAAAAACUGAGCAGAGGAAAAGACGCAAAUGUUUGUAUAUUGAACAGUAUUAUUUUUCUCUAAAAAAAUCAAUUCCUGACACAUUUCUGUGUCAAUCAAAAGUUAAGGGGAAUGCUAAAACUUUUACAAUAUUGUGAUUAUGAAAUUUUUAUCUGUUUUUGUCCCUUUCCUAUGAUUAAUGUGUGUAACCUGCCUAGAGUUACCUUGAUAUUUGGGGCUGCAAAAAAAUAAAUAAGAUGAAAUAUUAAAAGUGAUUAAACGUUGAUACACGUGAUUAAAAGUUUUAUCUUCUUUUCAGAUGUUUGGUCUGCUUCAUUAGGAAAAACUAGAUUGUAUUGUGUUAAAAUGGGGGUGAUGUAAAUUUGUAAAUGUAAAAUUUGAUGUAAAUUUUUUUAUUUGCAUUUUGUUUUUCAGCAGUUAGCAAUUAUUUUGUUUAGAGAAAGAACCGAGCAAUUUCCAAAAAGGGCACCUCUUUUCCCUACCCCAAAAAACCCCAAAACUUGAAGAAAACAUUAAAAUAGCUGAGGAAAAAAAAACACAUCCAGCUUUUGACCCCUUAAAAGAGAAAGUUCCUUUGAUUCUCCCUCAGUGACCUUCAUAGGUCAUAGUCUUUUAAUACGUUAGAUUUCACUUGACUUGUCCUUAAUUAAUUCCAAUAAUUUAACUGGAUUAGACCAUUGAAAGAAAAAUGGAAUAAUAAAAUUUUAAUCAGACCAGAUUUUGGCCUUUUUAAAGGGAAGAUAACAGUGAUGCAAAGCUGUUAAACUUACAUCUUACUCCUGAAUAUGCAGUUUGUAGGGGGAGGUGUUUCUAGUUCUGAGUAGGACAUCUGUCAACAUACCGUAAUUUAAAUUUGAAUGAUUAUUUCCUUCCUUUAAUGUUGGAAAACCAACUUUUCGUAUGAGGCUCUUCUGAUGAAAGACGCAUUUCCACAUGUAUUUGAUUUUUAAAAAAAUAUUAAGCUCAUAA